AUGGUGAAGAAUAUGAUGGUUAAGAGAUGUAUCGUAUUGUGUCUAUGCAAGAAGGAGGGUCUCGACAGUGUAGGAAGUAGGGGUGAAGCGGCAAGCCUCAAAAACGACUUAAGACUCAACAUCAAGAUGGAGAUGAAUAUAGAGAUUAAGACGGAAAUCGACAUUGAAAUACCGAUGACGGUAAAGAUGGAUUGGGGUAUGGAUAUAAAAAUGGAGGAACAGGAGAAGUGCAAAGGAGGUGGUGAGGAGGACAUGGACGAGGACGAGGACAUGGGAGAGGACAAGGAUGAGGACGCGGACAGAGCGGUGGGUUCCGGCAUGGAUGAGGACAUGGAAGAGGAUGGGGACAUAGAGGACGAUGCCUAG
Molecule: messenger RNA, 366 nt
Organism: Tricharina praecox
Lineage: Eukaryota; Fungi; Ascomycota; Pezizomycetes; Pezizales; Pyronemataceae
Exons: 2
Coding region: 1-366 (121 amino acids)
Source: RefSeq, a predicted model, not a curated record